Paralichthys olivaceus (Japanese flounder) is the source of this 843-nucleotide messenger RNA. Lineage: Eukaryota; Metazoa; Chordata; Actinopteri; Pleuronectiformes; Paralichthyidae. The record is from RefSeq and is a predicted model, not a curated record.
UUCCUCCUCAGUCGCGCAGGAUCACUCCCCACAAUAAUACGCACAACGUGGGCGGCGCGUCGAGGAGCAGACGGAUCCACAGCGGAGGCACCACGCACGGGCCAGACGCCGGAUGAGGAGCUGGAGGAGCAGGACGGUGCAGGAGGAAGCUGCGGAGUUGCAUGGAGAGAGGGAGCUUCUGUGCGCGUCUCUCCAAGGUGCGGUCUCCAGCUUAACGCACACUGACGACUUCAUUAGACAUCCAGGGGAAACGGAGAGGACCGGGGAGGACGCCUCAUCCACCCGGGGGCCGAGUGGAACAUCUCUGCCUCCGUGAGCUGAUCGCGACGGAACAUCACCUCUGAUUUCAUCCGGAGACAAUCACGUGGAGACUUCGCUCCUAAAAAAACACCUCAUCUCUGGCUGAUGCGACUUUUCCUCAGAGCAGAGACUCGGAGGAUUGUCCCUGUGCAGAGUGGAGGACACAAAACACAACUCUUGGCACAAACACGUUCAGUUCACCCAGGAACAGUAUGUGAGAAAUAAAAAAAGGUCUGGAAAUGCGUCGCAAAUGCUUCUUUCUGCUCCAGGUGUGUGCCGUCGUAAGCCUCCUGCCGUCAGCCUCCUCAGCAGAUCUGACAUGUGAAGCUCUACUUAUGCUGUCAGGGAAUUUCUCAUUACAGUCCCUGGCGGCCUCCUUGAACCAAACCCUGGGCAACGCCACCGAUCAGUGGAGCGGCUCGGGACUCUACUGUGACACCUCCAUCGAUGGCAUCGGCACCUGCUGGCCCAGGAGCAGCGCCGGCCAGAUGGUGUCGCGACCCUGUCCGGAGAUGUUCCACGGGGUCAAGUACAACACCACCA